Molecule: messenger RNA, 699 nt
Organism: Symbiodinium natans
Lineage: Eukaryota; Dinophyceae; Suessiales; Symbiodiniaceae
Source: the annotation of a GenBank genome assembly
AUGAGUCCAUCCAGAGCCACCGAGCUGAGAGGAAGAGGGGCAAGCGAAUCUGGGCCACCAGGGAUCAGAUCAUUGCCAAGUACAAUGAUGAGGCAGUGGCCGACCGAAUCAUCCAGAACAAGCUGGCCAACGAGGAGACAAAGCGGACUCAAACAAAACCACAUCCGGACGAUCCGGAGAACGAGGCGCUCACCCUCUAUCUCAUAUGGGACAGCGAAGAAGAAACAUCCGAAGAGGAUGUCGUCAUGCAGCAGCUCUUCUCAGUCCUGGACGAGGACUCUGAUGAUGGCCGCCGUGGUGGAAAGAAGAACAAGAAGAGUGGCAAGAGUAAGAAGCGCAAGGCAAGCUCAUCCUCCUCCGCAAGCGAGGCUAGCCAGCUUAACUCUUAAGUUUUUUUGGUGGGGAACUUUCAUGUACAUUUUCCCGAAUUGCUCACCAAAGUGUCAAAAGACUAACAUGUCUCCACUCGUGCGGCAGGAUUCCAGCAGCUCCUCAGGCAAGAAGAAGAAGAAGCAGAAGAAGGUGAAGAAAGGCAAGAAAUCCAAGAAGCAGGGCAACAGGGGCAAGAACGAAACCAAGGAGCAGAAGGAAAAGCGAAUGCAAAGAGAGAAAGAGGCAGCCCAGAAGGAGUCUGAGCGAGAAGCCGACAGAAUCAAGAAGACGGGCCUCAGCAAGGGAAAGAAAGUGUCCUGGUCAUGA